GGCGCAAAGCCCAAAAGAAAACGGAUGCAGUGAGGCAUCUUCGAACUUUACCCCAAAUCUCAAACCCUGCCAAAACCCUAGCACUCCAGCACCAGUAACAGAGAAAAGGAAAAGCAGAAGAAGAAGAAAGAAGAAAAUGGGAAAGGUUCCACCAUCACUCCGUUCGGCAAUUGCAACAACUCUCAUGAAAAAGCAAUCCUCUUCACUCAUUCCCAAAGAGUCCACAACCACAACCCCACCUCACAAUCCCCAACACUUUCCCAGAAAACCAACCACCAGGAAAACCAAAUCCCACGACUCUCCUCAAACCCAAACCCAAAUCCAAACCCUUUUCAAAUCCCCAAACCUCUCCGACGCCAAAAAGCUCUUCAACUCAAUCAUUUCCACCAACCCCAAAUUCCCACUUGACCUCCGUUUCCACAACUCUCUCCUUCAAUCCUACUCUUCAAUCUCCACCGUCCAAGACUCCAUCUCUCUCCUCAACCACAUGAUCAAAUCACACCCUUCUUUCUCUCCGGACCGAUCCACCUUCCACAUAUUACUCUCCCAAUCCUGCAAAGCACCUGAUCCCUCCCUCUCCUCUGUCCACCAAACCCUCAAUCUCAUGCUCAACCACGGCUUCGCACCCGAUAAGGUCACUGCUGAUAUUGCCAUUCGCUCGCUCUGUUCGGCCGGUCGCGUAGACCAAGCUGUCGAAUUGGUAAAAGAAUUUUCAUCAAAACACUCUGUUCCGGAUACUUAUACUUAUAAUUUUAUUAUUAAGCAUCUAUGCAAGGCUAGGUCUUUGAGUUUGAUUGACGAUUUUAUUGAAGAAAUGCGAGAUAAUUUUGAUUUGAAGCCUGAUCUUGUUACUUAUACAAUAUUGAUUGAUAAUGUGUGUAAUAUGAAGAAUCUCCGCGAGGCCACGAGGUUGGUCAAAGUGCUUAAGAAGGAAGGGUUUAAGCCUGAUUGUUUUGUUUAUAAUACUAUUAUGAAGGGUUAUUGUAUGUUGAGUAACGGGAGUGAGGCAAUUGGGGUUUAUAAUGAAAUGAAGGAGGAGGGUGUGGAACCUGAUUUGGUUACAUACAAUACUUUGAUUUUUGGGUUAUCGAAGUCUGGACGGGUUAAAGAAGCUAAGAAGAUUUUAAGGGUUAUGACGGAAAAGGGUCAUUUCCCGGACACUGUUACGUACACUUCGUUGAUGAAUGGGUUGUGUCGAGAAGGGGAUGCGUUGGGUGCGUUGGCGUUGUUGGAGGAGAUGGAAGUGAGGGGGUGUAGUCCGAAUUCGUGUACUUAUAGUACGUUGCUUCAUGGAUUGUGUAAGGCAAGACUGUUAGAGAAAGCUAAGGAGCUGUAUGGGGUAAUGAAAGCGGGGGAUAUGAAGCUUGAGACUGCAGCUUAUGCUACCUUUGUGAGGGCACUUUGUAGGGAAGGGAGGAUAGCAGAGGCUUAUGAAGUAUUUGAUUAUGCAGUUGAGAGUAAGAGUUUAACGGAUGUUGCUGCUUACUCAACGUUGGAAAGUACACUUAAGUGGGUGAAGAAAGCUAAAGAACAAGGCAAUAUUAUCUAACUGGUUCUGUUGUUGUUUUGAGUUGACAAUGAACUCUUCUUUUCCAGAGAGAAGAUUGCAUGCAGACAUUAUACUAGACCAUACCUUCAGUCACUCUGCAUCUGAGCCCAACUCGUCUUUCGAGAAACAUCUGGUGGUAAUAUAAAGCCCUGAUUGGAAGGUCCCAAACUUGAAGCUGUUGUCCAGGAUAUCUAUAAUACCAUCCCUGUACAGCAAAAGGCCUGAGGCAUUUUAGCUGAAUGAAUUAAGAGGGCAAUAUAUGCAUGAAUUGAGAGAGCAAUAUUGCCACCUCAAGCAGGUAGAGCCAGGAGAACUAUCAGAUCACAUAAUUUUAUUUUUUAGUAGUAGUCUACCACCUCACUCCUCGGACAUUCUAAUGGUAUUUUUAUCUUUUGGCAUUAGUCUACCAUACUCUUGGCUCAUUAGUUGAUUAGCUAAUCUGAGAUCAUACUGUGCUUGCACUAUGUACACGAUUUUUCUGUGGUAAAAGAGUGCUGUUUCUAGUCUAAUUUGUCAUAAAGGCUUCAGGGCUUCAGGAAGCCCAUUUAUCUAUCAUCUGCUCAUGUAAUAAUCAUCUUUUUGUAUCUGCUAUGAUGUAUUCAUUCCAAUUCAAAGGGGGAACUGCUUUUUUGUAUA
Molecule: messenger RNA, 2185 nt
Organism: Quercus robur (English oak)
Lineage: Eukaryota; Viridiplantae; Streptophyta; Magnoliopsida; Fagales; Fagaceae
Product: pentatricopeptide repeat-containing protein At2g17670
Exons: 2
Coding region: 137-1549 (470 amino acids)
Molecular function (GO): protein binding
Source: RefSeq, a predicted model, not a curated record